AUGAACAUCGCUGGGAAAAUCUUCGCUCGCAUCCUUCUCAAUCGCAUGAACAACCAUCUGGAACAGGGUAUCCUGCCGGAAAGCCAGUGCGGCUUCCGCCGUCAUCGUGGGACCACGGACAUGAUCUUCGCCGCCCGUCAACGGCAGGAGAAAUGUCACGAGAUGCGAACCAACCUGUACUCUACCUUCGUGGAUCUGAGGAAAGCCUUGGAUACGGUGAAUCGCGAAGGACUGUGA
Messenger RNA from Spirometra erinaceieuropaei, 237 nucleotides. The record is from the annotation of a GenBank genome assembly. NCBI's taxonomy places the organism in Eukaryota, Metazoa, Platyhelminthes, Cestoda, Diphyllobothriidea, Diphyllobothriidae.